AUGUCGCUCUUCAGCACACGUACGCUCGUUACCGCCCUUUUGUUGGCACAGUCAUUCGCUUUACCCGCCCCGGAAUCCAAGUCAGUCCAGCUCGAAGAGAGAAACAUCUGCAACGACGGCGAGCUUGCUGCCAAGAAUCCGCGCGCAGCUUUCUUCCGCAAGGUCGUGGAUGAGUCAAACUAUAGCAACCAUAGUAGAGUACCGACGCCGAAGGAUGUUCCCCUAAAGGUCGGCAUCAUUGGCGGUGGAGCUGCCGGACUCUACGCUGCCAUUCUACUUGACUCCCUCGGAAUUGACUACGACAUUCAUGAGGUCUCUGGACGCAUUGGCGGGAGAAUCUUCACUUACCAUUUUGAUCAAGAGGCUUGGGACAAGUCCACACCCGUAGACCCUGCCUACUAUGAUUACUACGACGUCGGCGCCAUGCGCUUCCCUCCGAUGCCUUACAUGAGCCGCAUCAUUGGAAACGACUCAUGGAGUCUUAUCCCCUACAUCAAUGCGAGGGUAGCUGAACGCGACCAGGUUGUUAAGAAACACUACAUCUUCAGAACGGACAACACGUUCAGACGAUUCAAUGGCAUCACCUCUCUUCUCCAAGACCCGAACUCUGCCUCCCCUGCUAGGUACGACGUUCCGGUAUUCAACUCGACCUUUAACACGCAGUCUGCGUACAAUGUGUGGAAGGCUCAAGUCAGCAGCAUGACGACAGCGCUCUCAGCCAAUUUUGACACAGGUUUCAACCUCCUCAUGAAGUAUGAUUCCAUGACGGUCCGGGAGUUCCUCUUGGACCAGGGCUUUACCAACACCGAGAUCGACUGGAUGGAGACCAUCAACGAUGCCACAGGUCACUACGAUAUGUACUCCAUGUCUCAAGCCGUCCUAGAGCAGUGGAUUUUUGACAGUGCAGAUAUUGACAACUGGUCGCUGAUCAACGGCGGUAUGGACAUGUUGACCAAGGGCAUGAACCUCAUUGUGAAGAACAAGCCCGUUCUACACAACAGGGUUUCCGACAUUAAGAAGAAUGCCAAUGGCUCCUUGAAGAUUGUCGUCAACGGCACCAAGGAGUACGACUACGCUCAUGUCAUCUCAACUGUUCCGUUGGGCGCCCUCCAGGCUAUCAAUAUGACCGAGCUAGAGCUCAACUAUUUCGAAAACCAUGCCAUCCGCUCUCUCAACUACGAUCCUUCGACAAAGAUUGGAUUCAAGUUCAAGACUCGCUGGUGGGAAAACCUCGCCACCGGUCCUUUCAAGGGCGGUCAAUCCUUCACCGAUCUUCCCAUCCGCCGCUGUGUCUACCCCUCCUACGGCGUCGAUGUCCCGGGUGCCCCGGGAACCAUGAUCGCCAGCUACGUCUGGGGCCAGGAUGCCUCCAGACUGGGCUCCUACAUGAACCCGCACAAUGAGAAACAACAGGCACCUUAUCAGCCAGAGAGCAUCGACGUCAUGGUCGACUUGACUCUGAGGAACCUGGCAGAGCUCAACGGCGUGUCUCACGAGUUUCUUCUAUCGCAAUUUGAGGGAUACCACGCCUACGACUGGUACGGAUCGGCUUAUUCCAACGGCGCCUUUGCCAUCUUCGGCCCGGGGCAGUUCAGCAGCACGCUGCCGUGGUUGAUGAGGCCUUCUGCUGAUGGCCACAUGCACUUCGCGGGCGAGGCGCUGAGUUCGGGCCACGCUUGGAUCAUCGGUGCGGUCAACAGCGCCUGGAGAACUGUGUUUGAGAUUCUUUGCACUGAAGGUCUGGAGGACAAGAAGAAGCAGUUCGUUGAGCAGUGGGGUGUUAUUGAUGAGGUUGACAUGGGCUGGUAUGACUGGUCUCCAGAGGGGUUUCCAUGA
Molecule: messenger RNA, 1836 nt
Organism: Colletotrichum abscissum
Lineage: Eukaryota; Fungi; Ascomycota; Sordariomycetes; Glomerellales; Glomerellaceae
Product: L-amino acid oxidase
Exons: 4
Coding region: 1-1836 (611 amino acids)
Biological process (GO): amino acid catabolic process
Molecular function (GO): L-amino-acid oxidase activity
Source: RefSeq, a predicted model, not a curated record